Lodderomyces beijingensis is the source of this 2688-nucleotide messenger RNA. The record is from the annotation of a GenBank genome assembly. Lineage: Eukaryota; Fungi; Ascomycota; Pichiomycetes; Serinales; Debaryomycetaceae.
AUGGAAGCGUUGUAUGACUCCAAGACGAGUUCUCCAGGGAUCCAUGGCGUCGCGUAUGGAGGUAGAUCAACAAUUUACCAAGAGCCCAUCUCUGCAAGCACUUCCAGUAAGCCAGAGAUGAAAAAUAAGUUCUCCUCGCCUCCAAUUAAUACGGCGGCAACUACGCCGGACAUACUGCGAUCAGCCAGGAUAUCGACUUCGACUUCGACUUCUUCUUCCGCUUCCACAUCGUCAUCAUCGUCUCAAGCUUCCUCGUUGUUCUCAUGUAGCAGCAACAUUAUCAACAACACCAACAAUAACACCGAUGAAAUUGGUUCGCAUGAUCCCCAUGAAUUGAACUAUACUGCGACUCCGCCAACUCCACUGGCCUCAAUUGGCUUAUCUUCCCCCGUCCCUUCGUUUACCGAACAGACAUCUUUGGGCAAACGAAAGCGCACCAACAGUAGAUCCGCCAACUAUCGAGAUAACAAAAGCAGUGCUAUUAGUGGUGGUAGUACCAGUGGUAGCAAUUUGACAUCAACUGAUAAGACGUUAGAGAUCAAUUAUAAUAAUACCUGCCAAGACUACUUGCAGCUUAUUGAACCAAACCCAGUAUCGCCUCCUUCUUAUGAUACGUUGCCUCCAGGCGGAUGUCCCAGGUUUCCAGUACUGCAACCAUUGCCUUUGAUGUAUCACUACAAUUCCAGUUCCAUUGCAGAUUCACCAUCACCAACUUUAGUGACAGCAACCAACAAAUUCUCCACAUCUACUUCGACUCCAGCUUCAUUUCCAAUGCCCAUCACCGAUCAAAAGAAAACGAGCCCGGGUGAUAAUCAUAAUAAUAACAAUAAUAAUAACAAUAUUGAUUUAUUAUCGCUGCGUGGCAAGGUAAGUCCAGUGAUAGGGUCGCUGCUACCAAUUUGCACCAGUUGCGAAUCAAAGCCACCAAUUUACUCACCAAGCGUUUACAAAAUUGGUGUUGUUUCCCGCAAAUUGGAAUGGAUCAACCCGUAUGAGUUGUCUUCGAAUAGAAGUUGGAAGAGUUUGAUUAUCGAAUUGAACUCGACCCAGUUAAACUUUUACGCCAUACCAAGUCAUUUGGAGCCACAGUUUUCAUCGUUUCAGGAGAACCCGGCGCUGACCAAGAAGACUGACUUUAUCGAUUCCAUCUUUACCACGGACUAUGACCACCAAUUCUUUGAUUUUGCAAGCGCAUGUGGACUCUUGGACUCGAGCGAUUUGGCCAGCUCCAGCUCCUCCAGUUUCAGCUCCAGUUUCAGCUCCAGUUUUAGCUCGAGCGCGGGGAAAGAAGCAGCCAAAAAGAAGACAUUGGUUCGAUCGUAUUCUCUCCAGCAUGCCAAGUUGGGCUUAGCCACCGACUAUAAGAAGCGUGCCAAUGUUUUGAGGAUGAGGAUCGAGAAUGAGCAGAUUCUCUUGAACUUCAACACAGUGCAGGACUUGAUUGAAUGGAACAUGAUGAUCAACAUGGGCAAGGACGUUGCCGUGGAUAUAAAUGAAAGAGAGCUCCCAAGAUAUAGAACAGUGCCUCGCAGGAGAAGAAGAAAUAGAGAUCGACACGCAAGUGCUUCUCCCGAACCAUCUGUGGCAAGCAGGCUUAGAGCUGCUUCCGACCCAGGCAACAAAUUGAAGGGCAAAUUUAGUAAAUUAAUGUCUAAAAUCUCAAGCACAAAACAAAGAGGAAACAGUCUUGGCGGUGAUCCAUCUUCUAGCCCUGCGAGAGUUCCAUUUAGCCCAUACAAUCCACGCAGUCAUCCAUCAUCGUCGUCGUCAUCAUCAUCAUCAGCAGCAGCAGCAGCAGGCGCAUGGACACCAUUGGCGGUUCAUAGAUCAAGAUCCGAAACGAAUUUAGCAGACACCGGUUCGGGCUCAUCGCUGAGAAGAAGUUCAUCGGCGUUCAACAGAAGAACUUCACCGGGAGAUGAGUCUGAUACAUACUACAAUGACGACGACGACGACGUCGAUGACGAUGACUCUGAUGAGGAGUUGGAAGAAGUCUUGCAAAGAUCACGAGUUGAGACCCUGAUGAACAGACGCAACACCAACACUAGUGCUAGCAGUAGCUGCAACAAUAACUGCAACACCAACAGAAACAAUCACCAUAGAAGUAGCAACAACAACGACGACGAAGACGACGUGCAGAAUAUCUCAGACAUUCCACUUUCCGACGACGAGGAAGAGGGAGAAGAAGACGACGACGACGACGACGAAUUUAAUGAUGAGUAUCACGGUUCAAACCGUGUCCAAGGUGCCAACCACCGCGCAUUCACCUCGUCGUCUCGCCACAGGCAUAAUCUCAGCUACAGCAGUCAGGCCGACUUCAAAUGGAACCCCCAGUUUCAAAAAGGUCAAAGCAAACGCAAGUACUACCGCAGCUGCUUGCGCUGCAUCAAGCCCUUGACGAUGGAGGAUACUUGGGUCAGCAAGUCGUUGGUCAAACCUACUACAUUGUCUCCUCUCAAUAUGGCUUACUUGAGGGUGGUGAAGUACGCGGGGCCAAAUGGCGAGUUGAUUUCGAGUCGCUCUUCGAGUGCAAGUCUCGUGUCGCUCAAUAAAAAAAAUGGCGGGAACUUGUUCAAAGAGGGCAGUGGGGUCAUGUUGCCCGAUACUGCGUUGACGAGAAUCCCUAAUCAUUUCUUGAAGGAGUAUUGUGUCGGGAGCCACGGGUUGAUACCGAGGGAAAUCAUCUAG